AUUAAGAUACUUUAAUAUUUGUGUAUUUUGUGGGAUUUCCUUUUUAACAUUAUUUUUUGUCUAUGAAAGGAGUAUAGGUGUUCAAAUUGAUAAAAACUGUGAUAUGAAUAAAUAUUAUGUCUAAUUUUACCCAAAAUAAAAAUGUAUUGAAUAAAUCACUGAUAAUUUUAAAAAACGCAAAUAAAAUCUAUUAUCAUACAAUUGCAUCCUAAAUAUUUAAAAAUGUACACAAUGAACAAUAUAAUUAUUACGAACUUUCUGGAAAAUAUAUAAAUUCUAGAAUACAAUUGGUAGGAAUUUGUGUGACGUCAAAAUCUACGUCAUCCAAAGUAUAAAAGCUGUUAACUUCGUCGGCCAUUUUAUAUUUGGUUAUAAGUAAUACGUAAAUUUUGCAAAAUCGUUUCGUGUUGUGAUACUUGUGAAAAAUAAUAAUGCAGAUCUUCGUUAAAACCUUGACUGGAAAGACGAUUACUUUGGAAGUGGAACCUUCUGAUACCAUUGAAAACGUGAAGGCUAAAAUCCAAGACAAAGAAGGCAUUCCCCCAGACCAACAGAGAUUAAUAUUCGCGGGCAAACAACUAGAAGAUGGUCGUACUUUAUCAGACUACAACAUCCAGAAAGAAUCAACACUUCACUUGGUACUUCGUCUCAGAGGAGGGAUGCAGAUCUUUGUCAAAACCUUGACUGGAAAGACGAUUACUUUGGAAGUGGAACCUUCUGAUACCAUUGAAAACGUGAAGGCUAAAAUCCAAGACAAAGAAGGCAUUCCCCCAGACCAACAGAGAUUGAUAUUCGCGGGCAAACAACUAGAAGACGGUCGUACUUUAUCAGACUACAACAUCCAGAAAGAAUCAACACUUCACUUGGUACUUCGUCUCAGAGGAGGGAUGCAGAUCUUCGUUAAAACCUUGACUGGAAAGACAAUUACUUUGGAAGUGGAACCUUCUGAUACCAUUGAAAACGUGAAGGCUAAAAUCCAAGACAAAGAAGGCAUUCCCCCAGACCAACAGAGAUUGAUAUUCGCGGGCAAACAACUAGAAGACGGUCGUACUUUAUCAGACUACAACAUCCAGAAAGAAUCAACACUUCACUUGGUACUUCGUCUCAGAGGUGGGAUGCAGAUCUUCGUUAAAACCUUGACUGGAAAGACAAUUACUUUGGAAGUGGAACCUUCUGAUACCAUUGAAAACGUGAAGGCUAAAAUCCAAGACAAAGAAGGCAUUCCCCCAGACCAACAGAGAUUGAUAUUCGCGGGCAAACAACUAGAAGACGGUCGUACUUUAUCAGACUACAACAUCCAGAAAGAAUCAACACUUCACUUGGUACUUCGUCUCAGAGGUGGGAUGCAGAUCUUCGUUAAAACCUUGACUGGAAAGACAAUUACUUUGGAAGUGGAACCUUCUGAUACCAUUGAAAACGUGAAGGCUAAAAUCCAAGACAAAGAAGGCAUUCCCCCAGACCAACAGAGAUUGAUAUUCGCGGGCAAACAACUAGAAGACGGUCGUACUUUAUCAGACUACAACAUCCAGAAAGAAUCAACACUUCACUUGGUACUUCGUCUUAGAGGAGGAAACUGACAUCAAUAGUUAUAUAAUGAUUUGAUAUCAAGUAUUAUGUUUAAUAAAAAACUUUGAAAUAUAUAAUUUUUUCUA
Messenger RNA from Diorhabda carinulata, 1652 nucleotides. Its product is annotated as polyubiquitin-B. Gene Ontology annotation, biological process: modification-dependent protein catabolic process; protein ubiquitination. The record is from RefSeq and is a predicted model, not a curated record. Gene Ontology annotation, molecular function: ubiquitin protein ligase binding; protein tag activity. Bases 432 to 1577 code for a protein of 381 amino acids. Gene Ontology annotation, cellular component: nucleus; cytoplasm. The transcript is spliced from 2 exons. Lineage: Eukaryota; Metazoa; Arthropoda; Insecta; Coleoptera; Chrysomelidae.